AUGAAUUCCACGGAAUUUUCCACCCGAAUUGUUGGAGCCGAGAUGAUUUUUGUAUCAUUCGUCGGGUUUCUGAUAAAUUUCUUCAUGCUUUUCCAUUUUUUAACACUGGAAAAGACUAGUUUCCAUCUGCUUUGCGUUUCGAAAACAUUAUCGAAUUCGUUAAUUUUGCUGGUUUAUUUAGUUUAUACCGGACCAGUUCAUUUAUUGUAUACUCAAAUUGGAUCUAUUGAGCUGAAUAUUCUUCUUCACCAUUUCGCAAUGUACGGGCUUAUGCUUCAAGGUCCAAUAACCCAACUAAUAAUAACUAUCAAUCGCGUUUUGGUGCUAUGGUUUUUACCUUUACAAAUUCCAAAAUCUAGUCGAUAUCUGACAACUGUUAUAAUAAUUUUAACCUGGAUAUUUGUCGGCUGGCAAUCCACGUUAUUCGGGCUCCCCGAGGACUGCAAAUCACCAUUCGCAUUUUUUGAGCACACGUUUUACACCACCGCUUCCUGUAGUACAACUAUGUUUUGGAUAAAAAAUUAUGUGGUCUUCAGUUUAGCGGCAGUGACAAAUUUUUUGAAUCUAAUGAUGGCUGUCAAGUUGGUAGUGGUAUCGAGAACUCAAAAAUCUAUUUCCUCCGUCGCUUACCAAAGAAGACGCAAGAGAUCUAUCAAGUUUUUCUUUCAAUCGUGUAUUCAAGAUUGGAUUUCAGCAGUUGACGCUGCAAAUAAUGCGGCUUCCACUAAAUAUUGCGAAAAUCAGUCUUGUAUAAUGCUCAUCUCGAUGAGUGUAGAUGUAGUAGUUUUUGGAGUUGAUGGAUUUGUCUUAUAUUGGUUCAACUACAAACAUUUGAAAAUACAACCAGCGGGCGUAAAUUUAAAUGUUGUAUCAGCAAAACGUCUCAAUUAA
This is a messenger RNA of Caenorhabditis elegans, 891 nucleotides long. It is a transcript of the gene srx-112, whose product is annotated as 7TM GPCR serpentine receptor class x (Srx) domain-containing protein. The record is from RefSeq and is marked reviewed. The transcript has 6 exons. Lineage: Eukaryota; Metazoa; Nematoda; Chromadorea; Rhabditida; Rhabditidae. Bases 1 to 891 code for a protein of 296 amino acids.